Messenger RNA from Psylliodes chrysocephalus, 2280 nucleotides. Lineage: Eukaryota; Metazoa; Arthropoda; Insecta; Coleoptera; Chrysomelidae. The record is from the annotation of a GenBank genome assembly.
CUCGUAGAAAAUGUCGUUAUCAUAUCUCCGCAUGAGAACGCGUUACAAUAAAAUAAAAGCAUAAGCCAUGGCAGUCGACCACAUGUGGGAGAUUUGCCGGAUUUGAAACCGUGACAGCAUCGCGAGUACAAUAUCAAAAUAAUAAUAUCUACACAUACAUUCUCUUACUCUUACUAACGGAUGUUCACCAGUUUAUUUUAUUUUAUACUCUGCACCGUUACAAAACUAUCCGUAAACAAGCGCAUCAACACGAUAACCGAUCCUUUCUAUUCCGUUGCAACAUAAAAAGCAUUCGUGCAAAAGUUCAAUUAUAAGUUUAAUAAAAUAAUAUUCGUGUAGUCCUGAGUGAUUGAUUCAUUACGAAAGAUGGUUGAGGCUUUUAAACAAUGUUUCUGUAAUCAGAUUUGGAUUCUACCAACUAUAGCUUUGAUAACGUGGUUUUUCUGGAAGGACAAACGAUACAGAUGCUUUUAUAUCAUUUACAAAACAUGGCGUCGUGAUUUAAUGGGAAUAUGGAUGGUGGCGAGAGCUAUGUACAAAAUUUUAAAAUUCGAAAGAAAUAAAGAGUCCGUUCCAAAAAUAUUCACGAAAAUAGCAAAGAGCAGACCAAACAAAGUAUCGUUCUAUUUCGAAGAAGAAAUUUGGACGUUUCAAAGACUCGAAGAUUUCAGUAACAAAGUAGCCAAUUAUUUCAUUGCAUCUGGUUAUCAAAAAGGCGACACUGUAGCACUUUUACUUGAAAACAGACCUGAAUAUGUUGGAAUUUGGAUGGGACUAUCGAAACUAGGAGUGAUUACCGCCUUGAUCAAUACAAAUUUAAUUUCAAAACCUUUGAAUCACUGUAUAUCCGUAGCCAAUGUCAAAGCGUUGAUAUUCGGGUCAGAUUUUCAAAAUGUCAUAAAUGAUAUUUAUCCUAACUUGAAAAACAUUCAACUCAUCCAUUACAAUACCUCAAAGACAGGAAUCCAAGCAGACAAACUUACGAAUCCUAUCGAUUUGAAACAAUGUUUGACUGAUCAAUCGGUGGUUUCUCCGGAAAAAUAUAUCGCUAAUACGGAACCCAAGGAUAUAUUAUUUUACAUAUAUACUUCUGGAACUACUGGACUACCGAAAGCGGCCAAAAUUAGACAUUCCAGAUUCUACUUUGCCGUCACCGGAAUCAACUCGUUUUUGGAUCUAAAAGACAACGAUAUUUUCUACAAUCCUCUGCCCCUUUACCACGCCACUGGUGGCAUGCUGACGAUCGGUCAAUGCGUUAAUUUCGGAGCGACCAUAGCUUUGCGGAAAAAAUUUUCAGCUUCUGGUUUCUGGACUGAUUGCAACAAAUACAACUGCACGAUCGCCAAUUACAUAGGAGAAACAUGCAGAUACAUCCUGACAGCUCACAAAGACAAAAGUAACAUAGAGCACAAAAUUAGAAAGAUGAUCGGGAACGGUUUGAAGAAGGAUAUCUGGAAAGAAUUCGUAGAUAAAUUUAACAUCCCCAUGAUGGAAGAAUUUUAUGGCUCUACUGAAGGAAACUCGAAUUUAAUUAACCUAGACAACCGAAUAGGUUCUGUGGGAUUCAUCCCGUUCUACUUGAGCUCCAUAGUCCCGAUGUCUCUAAUAAAAUGCAACGAUGAGACCAAUGAACCUCUUAGAGACGAAAACGGUUUCUGCAUUAAAUGUAAAAUCGACGAAUCUGGAAUUUUGAUCGGGAAAAUCAAUAAGAAAAUCAGCACUCAAAAUUUCGACGGUUACGUCGAUACCAAAGAAACUAAUAAGAAAAUUUUGAAUGACGUUUUUAAAACGGGUGAUUCUUAUUUUAAUUCCGGAGAUCUAAUGGUUAAAGACGAGUUUGGGUAUAUUUAUUUUAAAGAUAGAACUGGAGAUACGUACAGAUGGAAAGGUGAGAACGUAGCAACAACUGAAGUUGAACAGGUUGUUUCAGAAAUAAUAGGAGCCAAAAAUAUGGUUGUAUAUGGAGUUGAGGUUCCUAAAAGCGAUGGAAGAGCUGGUAUGAUUGCAGUAGAAGACUUAGCAAACGCUAUAGAUAGAAAAAAAUUAGCGGAAAGUUUAAAAAGUCAUUUACCUGCAUACGCCAUACCGUUAUUUUUGAGAAUUAUGGAUUCGCUUCCGAUGACAGGAACGUUCAAAGUUAAGAAGACGGAACUACAAAACGAAGGAUUCGAUAUUGGGGUCAUCAAGGAUCCGAUAUACGUUUAUGACAGCAAAAAAAUCGAUUACAUUCCAAUAAACGAUCUAUAUGAGGGCAUUAUAGCUGGGAAUGUGAAAAUAUAA